This is a messenger RNA of Ceratitis capitata (Mediterranean fruit fly), 1825 nucleotides long. RefSeq lists its product as uncharacterized. The transcript is spliced from 8 exons. NCBI's taxonomy places the organism in Eukaryota, Metazoa, Arthropoda, Insecta, Diptera, Tephritidae. Bases 280 to 1734 code for a protein of 484 amino acids. The record is from RefSeq and is a predicted model, not a curated record.
AAUUCAGUUGAAAAUUUUUUACGCACGCAGAUACAUGCAAUAAAAAUUCGAAUUUCAGUUUUUUCUCUCCGUACCCAUAAAGUAUUCUUCCACAAAAAUAAACGUAACGCGCCGCUACCAUAAAAAGUAUCUUUCACAGCUCGUUACACGCUGUAAUCUACCCAGCAAACGUGCGUAAAAAUUGCAUUCGUUCUCGUAUUUGUGAUCACACAUAUUGCUCCACAAGCCAAGCAAAUUGCCCUUAAGUGUUGCUAAAAGUCUCAAAACCUCGUCGAGAAAAUGAACUCUGAAAACGUCACCGAAUUGAAGAAGCCUGUGCAGGCGGAAGUUGAGGAGAAGCCGAAGGUGGCGCAGGCAGAAAUGCCGAAAACUCCGUCGUUGCCCGUGAGCAGCCUCAUUGGCUUCAACACCGAGGACUUCUUGGCGCGUGUAAAUAUGAACGAGAAGAUCAAUAAUAUUUUACGCUCGCCUACGAAGACACCAAAUGGUGUGCGUCAACGCUCUGUUUUCACCGCUAUAACGCCAUCAUCGUCACGCUUCAAUGCCAGCGCUGCACCUUUCGUCUCGCAGCAACAACGUGCUUCGAUCACUGCCACCAACCCUGGUCCGAUGAGUGGUGGCGUUAUGACGCCCAAGGAGACUUCAACACCAUCGGCUGCACUUCAGGCCCGUCAAAUGCCCAUUCCCGUGCACAUGAGCGCCGCCUCACCACAUCACUAUGGUAGCUAUGAGACGCCGCUUACUGGACGAAGCGGUGGCAUGACGAGAGGUGUUUUCAAUGCUCGUUAUCCUGUGGCACCGCCUCCAUCACCAAUCUAUGGCUUUGAAAAUGACAUGUGUCGGAUGCCCCCAACUAUGUCGCCCUCUCAUCACGCUCAACAAUUUCCUCAACCCAUGCCCCCACCACCAUAUGCAGUGGGUCGGUUGAGCGGCAGUCAUCGUGGUGUUGAGUACGAGAAUCCAACACCACCCCCUUGCCCCGGGGCCGGACCAAUAGCAAUGACUAAUGGCACUAUACAGCUGCGCCUGCGCGAUGGAAUACGCAUCGACAUGACUUUGGAUAAGGCAGUGCGCGUUCUCAAUCAACGCAGCAUGGUAGCUAUUGCCUUGUCACGCAACUGCAGCAACUCAGCGUUGAUUCAUCCAAAUGGACGCAUACUACAAAGUGGCUCUAAGGUGGAGAUUGUGACUUACGACGGCAUGAAAACCAAUAAUUUUGUUCGGUAUGCCAAAAUGUGGUACAAAGGGGUCAGUUUCACUAGCGAAUCUUGCGCUUUGAUCUAUCUCGUAGACACGGCUGGUACACGCACUACCACCGAUACCUUUACCGAUCUCACGAAGGACUACACACUGACGGUAUUUUAUGAUGAUUCACGUCACGGUCCAUCUUAUGUUCAGGAUGCUAAUGAGGUCAUACAGAAUUCGACGUAUUCUUGCACCGAUGAGGGCACCGAAAUCUAUGAAAUUAACGGUUUCCGCAUCACUCAAGCGGCAGAUGGACUUGUGAAAUUAACUCGCACCCAUAACAAAUGUUUGAUCCGCACUAGCCCAGGCAAUGGUUCGGCCACUCUGACCACACCGGGUAUUCAUUGCACGGCUUCGUUGAGCAAAACGUCGCAUUUGUUUGUUCGUCGAAAUGAGAAACGUAUGCACUUCGAUGGUUCCUGUUUCAUAGUACGCAAUGCAGGCCACUCGGCUGGGUUCAACGAGAACAAUUUGUUGAUCGUCUACUAAGAGCGGAAACCUCUUCAACUACGCAUUUGAGCGCAUUUUGCAAAAAAAAAAUAUGAAUUACAACUGCCAAGCUACGAACAAAAAUAACAAA